AUGUCCGCAAUUGGUACAAAGACGUCCAGCAACACGCAAACGAUGGUGCAUGUAAAAUCCUGGUCGGCAACAAGUGUGACUGGGACGAAAAGCGUGUACGUACGACUAUUCUGGCGUGUGUCGGGUGCUAAUUCACAGGUCAUUACUACCGAGCAGGGACAGGAACUUGCCAAUGAGCUUGGCAUGAGCUAUAUCGAGACGUCUGCCAAGUCCAACACCAACGUGGACGAGGCGUUCUUUAGGCUUGCCCAGCAAGUCAAGGACCACCUGGUUGACCAGGGCAUUACCUCCAAUGUGCCAGGAGCCAGUGGCACGCAGAAUAUUAAUGCCGCUGGUAUAAGCAACACGCAGAACAAGGGUGGCUGCUGCUAA
Malassezia globosa CBS 7966 is the source of this 372-nucleotide messenger RNA. RefSeq lists its product as uncharacterized. The record is from RefSeq and is a predicted model, not a curated record. Gene Ontology annotation, cellular component: intracellular membrane-bounded organelle. Lineage: Eukaryota; Fungi; Basidiomycota; Malasseziomycetes; Malasseziales; Malasseziaceae. The transcript has a single exon. The coding region runs from base 1 to 372 and encodes 123 amino acids. Gene Ontology annotation, molecular function: GTPase activity; GTP binding. Gene Ontology annotation, biological process: regulation of exocytosis; protein secretion.